UCUUCACAUUGCACCAAAAGGGAAAUGCCGCCUCCCUCUCUAAACCUGGCUUCUUCUUCUUCUUCUUCUUUGGCUCUUCUUCUAUCUCUGCUUGCUUGCCUCACCUCUCAAAUAAUUCAAAAGGCUAUUGCAUCACCUGCCAAUUCCUCAGUGCCCGCAGUAUUAGUGUUUGGAGAUUCGAUCGUGGAUACUGGUAACAACAACUAUUUAACCUCACUGGCUAAGUGCAAUUUUCCUCCUUAUGGCAGAGAUUUCAUGGGAGGUAUCCCAACUGGUAGGUUCAGCAAUGGAAAGGUCCCCUCUGACCUCAUAGUUGAAGCAAUGGGGAUUAAGGAGCUGUUACCGGCCUAUUUGGACCCAAAUCUCACCCUUCAAGACCUCCUCACUGGCGUAAACUUCGCUUCAGGUGGUGCAGGUUAUGAUCCUCUCACAUGCAAUAUAGAGACAGCCAUGACAUUAAGGGAGCAGUUUGAGUUAUUUGAAGAGUACAUAGAAAAGGUGAAGAGUGGGAUUGGUGAGGAGAGAAGCAAUAAGAUUGUAUCAGAGAGUCUAUACGUGCUGUGUACUGGGAGCAACGACAUUGCAACUACUUACUUCCCUACUCCUCUUAGGAAACUGCAUUUCGACAUUGCCUCUUACACCGAUCUCUUGGUCCAAUUCGCUUCUACUUUCAUUCAGGAACUGUACAGAGUAGGAGCACGAAAGAUUGUUGUAAUCAGCCUCCCACCAAUUGGAUGUGUGCCAUCCCAAAGAACAUUAAAAGGGGGAAAAGCUAGAUUGUGUGUGGAAAAUUACAACCAAGCAGCCAUGCUUUUCAACUCUAAGCUUUCCUCCCAACUGAAUCAGCUAAAUAAGAACCUACCGCUAUCGACAUUCCUUUACGUCGAUAUCUACAACCUUUUGCUUGAUUUGAUCCAAAAUCCUUACACAUACGGAUUUGAAGAAGCAACUAAAGGAUGUUGUGGCACUGGAAAAAUAGAAGCAUCAAUAGUAUUGUGUGAUGGAAACCCAUUUACAUGUACAGACACCUCCAAGUACAUAUUCUGGGAUAGUUACCAUCCCACAGAGAGAGCUUACAAGGUCAUCCUCACUCCAGUCCUCAAAUACGUCAAAAACCUCUUCUGAAGCACAUAAUCUCUUUACUUCAUCAAGUAUCUCAGGACACAAUGGUCACCCACCCCUCAAAGAUGUCUAAAUGCCAGUUUUUUUCUUCCCCAUUUUGGGUUUUCACAUUAUUUCAUUGACAUAUUUUAACAUAUUCAGGUUGAGGACAGAUGUGGUCCGAUAAAAAUCAAUUGAUCAACCAUAAAUAAUGUAUCCAGUGGGUUGCUAACGCCCUACAAGGACAUUUUUAUCAAUAAGAUAGUUAAGAGUCUUCACA
Macadamia integrifolia is the source of this 1381-nucleotide messenger RNA. Its product is annotated as GDSL esterase/lipase EXL3-like. The record is from RefSeq and is a predicted model, not a curated record. Bases 25 to 1125 code for a protein of 366 amino acids. Lineage: Eukaryota; Viridiplantae; Streptophyta; Magnoliopsida; Proteales; Proteaceae. Gene Ontology annotation, molecular function: lipase activity. The transcript has 5 exons. Gene Ontology annotation, cellular component: extracellular region. Gene Ontology annotation, biological process: lipid metabolic process.